Molecule: messenger RNA, 846 nt
Organism: Paecilomyces variotii
Lineage: Eukaryota; Fungi; Ascomycota; Eurotiomycetes; Eurotiales; Thermoascaceae
Product: aminotransferase
Exons: 1
Coding region: 1-846 (281 amino acids)
Molecular function (GO): catalytic activity
Source: RefSeq, a predicted model, not a curated record
AUGGCAUCUCAACCGCCUUCUACACCUCCAGAAUCAUUCUCCAUAAUCUCUACCCUCCGCUACGACCCUUCAAUCCCCACAACCAUAUCAAACUCCGCCACAGACAUCAUCUACCCCGACCCAAAAGACUCACCAUACUACCUCCUCCGCUUCCACCGCGAUCGAUUACUCAACGCAGCCACACAUUUCAACUGGCCCAAAGCCAUCGAUUUCCUCCAGCGCGAUACGACUCAAUUCGCUCAAUUCCUCGACCAAUCGAUCCCCGACCGGACGAAACCAUGGCGUUUACGAAUCGCUCUCGAUUCACAUGGAAAUUGCACAGUGGACGUCAACCCCGCGGCAGCAUGUUCUCCUCGUUCGUUAUUUAUUCCGCAGAGCGUGAAUUUCGAGACUGCUGAGAAGCAGCAAUUUCCGCCUCCCUGGCGGUUAUAUUUGGAUACUCGACCGAUCAAACCGUCCGCGUUCACGACUCAUAAAACUACAGUCCGAGAGGAAUAUACCUCCGCGCGAGAGAGGGUGGGGAUCACGUCUUUUGUGGACCCAGAGGAGGUACUGGUUUUUAAUCCCAAGGGGGAAGUUAUGGAGGGGAGUAUUACGACGCCGUACUUUCGGCGGAGGGUCGAGAUAAUAGAUAGAGGAUUGGGUUCGGAUGAAGAUGGGGUUGCGUGGGUGACGCCUCCGUUAUCAAGUGGUGGGAAUGCGGGGACGACGAGGCGGUAUGCGCUGGAGACGGGAUUCUGUGUUGAAAGGGUUGUUAGGGUUGAUGAGAUAGUGGAUGGAGAGGAGUGUUGGUUGAGUAAUGGGGUGAGGGGGUUUAUACGCGCUGUGGUUGUGCUUAGGAAAUAG